UGCCAUGGGAGUUAGGGGUUGUGUUACAAGUGACAGUGCUGUGCUGCUGUGUUGAGCAGGGUGACACAUGUUAACCAGAUUACUAGGGUGUGUGUUUGUCAUCCUCCCAGGUGACACUAAAUGAGAUUGUGAAUUAUUUUUGAAUGAAUGUUUGUCAACUUCUCACAAAAAUUAAGGUUUUAAGUACUCUAUAAUAAGCACAUAAAAAGGAUUGGUUUCAAAUGUUAAGCCCUGGGAGUAACCUUGAAAAUAUAUCUAGCUCUAAUUUGCUUUUUUUCCCCACUUUUCCAGUAAGGUAAGACAUGUAUGCAUAUUAAUACCAGUGACUUCUUGAUUGGAGAACCUGUUUAUUCUAGUAAAAGUUUUGUUUUGUUUUUUCAACUACCAGUCAUUUCCUUAAGUAUAGCAGAUACUAACCAGGCUCUGUGAUAUUUUUCCUUUCUAAUUGUGUUUUUUAAUGAAGCAGCUCUUUUAACAUGAUCUAGAAUUAAUGUUACUGGUAGUGAACAGAGUGAGAACUUGAAUUUUAAGGUUGCACAAAUUCAUUUUCUUAACAAUACAUUCUGUUCCGUUUUGCAGCUUUUUGGUGAAUUUUUGGAUGAAGCCAUUAAAUUAAUUGCUUGCCAUCAUGAGCAGAAGUAAGCGUGACAGCAAUUUUUAUAGUGUAGAGAUCGGAGAUUCUACAUUUACAGUCCUGAAACGAUAUCAGAAUUUAAAACCUAUAGGCUCAGGAGCUCAAGGGAUAGUAUGUGCAGCUUAUGAUGCCAUUCUUGAAAGAAAUGUUGCAAUCAAGAAGCUAAGCCGGCCAUUUCAGAAUCAAACCCAUGCUAAACGGGCUUACAGAGAGCUGGUUCUUAUGAAAUGUGUUAAUCACAAAAAUAUAAUUGGCCUUUUGAAUGUUUUUACACCACAGAAAUCCCUAGAAGAAUUUCAAGAUGUUUACAUAGUCAUGGAGCUCAUGGAUGCAAAUCUUUGCCAAGUGAUUCAGAUGGAACUAGAUCAUGAAAGAAUGUCCUACCUUCUCUAUCAAAUGCUGUGUGGAAUCAAGCACCUUCACUCUGCUGGAAUUAUUCAUCGGGACUUAAAGCCGAGUAAUAUAGUAGUAAAAUCAGACUGCACUUUGAAGAUUCUUGACUUUGGACUGGCCAGGACUGCAGGAACUAGUUUUAUGAUGACACCUUACGUAGUGACUCGCUACUACAGAGCACCUGAAGUCAUCCUAGGGAUGGGCUACAAAGAAAACGUGGAUUUAUGGUCUGUGGGGUGCAUUAUGGGAGAAAUGGUUUGCCACAAAAUCCUCUUUCCAGGAAGGGACUAUAUUGAUCAGUGGAAUAAAGUUAUUGAACAGCUUGGAACACCGUGUCCUGAAUUCAUGAAGAAACUACAACCAACAGUAAGGACUUACGUUGAGAACAGACCUAAAUACGCUGGCUACAGCUUCGAGAAACUCUUUCCUGAUGUGCUGUUCCCUGCUGACUCAGAACACAACAAACUUAAAGCCAGUCAGGCGAGGGAUUUAUUAUCCAAAAUGCUGGUGAUUGACGCAUCCAAAAGGAUCUCUGUAGAUGAGGCCCUCCAGCACCCAUACAUCAACGUCUGGUACGACCCCUCUGAGGCAGAGGCUCCACCACCAAAGAUACCUGACAAGCAGUUAGAUGAGCGGGAGCACACGAUAGAAGAGUGGAAAGAAUUGAUAUACAAGGAAGUUAUGGACUUGGAAGAGAGAACCAAGAAUGGAGUUAUACGGGGGCAGCCCUCUCCUUUAGGUGCAGCAGUGAUCAAUGGCUCUCAGCACCCGUCGUCAUCGCCGUCCGUCAACGACGUGUCUUCAAUGUCAACAGACCCGACUUUGGCCUCGGACACCGACAGCAGUCUAGAAGCAUCAGCGGGACCUCUGGGCUGCUGUAGAUGACUACUUGGGCCUGGGGGGUGG
Messenger RNA from Miniopterus natalensis, 1933 nucleotides. The record is from RefSeq and is a predicted model, not a curated record. NCBI's taxonomy places the organism in Eukaryota, Metazoa, Chordata, Mammalia, Chiroptera, Miniopteridae.